Perca flavescens (yellow perch) is the source of this 2391-nucleotide messenger RNA. RefSeq names its product abhydrolase domain containing 17A, depalmitoylase a (gene abhd17aa). The record is from RefSeq and is a predicted model, not a curated record. Gene Ontology annotation, molecular function: palmitoyl-(protein) hydrolase activity. NCBI's taxonomy places the organism in Eukaryota, Metazoa, Chordata, Actinopteri, Perciformes, Percidae. Gene Ontology annotation, cellular component: endosome membrane; plasma membrane. Gene Ontology annotation, biological process: regulation of postsynapse organization; protein depalmitoylation. The coding region runs from base 270 to 1331 and encodes 353 amino acids. The transcript has 7 exons.
ACAGUAGUAAAAAAAAAAAUCUGGUUGCUAUGAAUUUCAGCUAGCUAGCCACCUACAACUGUGUAGUACACUUGAGUAAAACCAUCCAUGUCAAGACACAAGAUAGGUUUUCGAAGUAUUGUGCCGCUUCUCUGUCCAUAUAGGGACACGCCAGCCUGUCUGCCAACCUACUGUGAAUCGAUCCUGCUGGCGCAGUGACUAGACCAGAAGACCUUGGCACCGUUGUGUGCCAGUUCAUUUCAAGACCCAGGGAAUUUUGAAUCCAGACGAUGAACGGUCUGUCCAUACGAGAGCUAUGCUGUCUGUUCUGCUGCCCCCCUUGCCCCAGCCGCAUUGCAGCCAAACUGGCUUUCCUCCCUCCAGAGCCCACUUACGCCCUUCUCCCUGACACAGAUCCAAGCUCUGGAGCUGGAGCUGCUACUGGGUCCAGUUCCGGGGCUGCUCAGCCUUCUCUAGGAGCCCCAGGACUCCGUUCCCGGCAGGGCACUAGUAGUGGAGGUAGUGCUGGAGGUGGGGUUGGUGGUGGAGGAGGAGGAGGAGGAGGAGGAGGAGGAGGAGGAGGAGGAGGUGGCAGCAGUUGGAGUGAGGGCAGGUGGAAGCUUCAUCUCACAGAGAGAGCAGAGUUCCAGUAUUCACAGAGAGAGCUGGAUGUCACGGAUGUAUUCCUGACUAGAUCUAGCCGAGGGAACAGGGUGGGGUGCAUGUACAUCCGCUGUGCCCCCAAUGCUAGGUUUACAGUGUUGUUUUCCCAUGGCAAUGCAGUAGACCUGGGUCAGAUGAGCAGCUUCUACAUCGGCUUAGGCACACGCAUCAACUGCAACAUCUUUUCCUACGAUUACUCCGGCUACGGUGUUAGCACUGGCAAGCCCUCUGAGAAGAACCUAUACGCGGACAUUGAUGCUGCCUGGCAUGCCCUGCGUUCUCGGUAUGGCAUCAGCCCUGAGAAUAUCAUCCUGUAUGGACAGAGCAUCGGCACGGUGCCUACGGUAGACUUGGCAUCACGGUUCGAGUGUGCUGCUGUGGUCCUCCACUCACCUCUCACCUCCGGCAUGAGAGUGGCUUUCCCCGACACCAAGAAAACCUACUGCUUUGAUGCAUUCCCUAACAUAGAGAAAGUGUCAAAGAUCCCGUCUCCAGUACUGAUCAUCCACGGUACAGAGGACGAGGUGAUCGACUUCUCUCACGGCCUCGCCCUGUUUGAGCGCUGUCCCAAGGCGGUGGAGCCCCUCUGGGUGGAGGGAGCCGGUCACAACGACAUUGAGCUUUACAGUCAGUACCUGGAGAGGCUACGGCGCUUCAUCAACCAGGACCUGGCUGCACAGCAUGCCUGAGAAACAAACAACAGCCUCUCUGCGGUUGUAUGAAUGAGACCGUGCGCGUGUGCAUGUGUGUGAGACCGAGUGAGAACGUCAGCAUGUUUGCAAAGUAUGUGUGAGAAAUUGACCUAAAACAACAUGUGAUUUUUGUCACAUCUGUGUGUCUUUGAAGCAGCACACCUUUACGUUUACUUUUCAACACAACAUAUGUUCGGGAAAUGUCCCGUUCAAAAGGUGGGAAUAGUUUUUAAUAUAUCGGUAGCUGUAUCCAUCUGUAUGGUGGAGUGUGGUGAAAUGCUAAAAACAAGAACCUGGAUUAUAUAACUUUACAAACCUGGUUUUUAACGUAGGGGAAUUUAUGAAUUGCAGCUUUGACAUGUGUCACUAACAUGAAUUAAGAAGUAACAACAACGUGCUUCGUCCAGAAAGGCACACAGAUGUAAUUUUAAAGUGUGUGUGUGUGUGUGUGUGUGUGUGUGUGUGUGUGUGUGUGUGUGUGUGUGUGUGUGUGUGUGUGUGUGUGUGUGUCAGUGCUGGAAGACAUGAAGGACAUCCUAAUGACUUGGACAGCUGCAAGUGGAGGAAGCUUAUUGAGACUUAUCAAUAUAAUUUUUUUUUGUUUUCAUUUUUGCGCGUGUAUGUAUGAAAAAUACCUCCACAGCUUGACCAGUUCUCUCUCCAGUGGACUAACACUGGUCAAGCAUGUGCACACACACCCCCCCCACUCCUCCACCACUCCCUGUUUAUCUGUUAAUGGAUAUCCAUCUGACUGCCAGGGCAUUUCCCAAGUUGUCCAGCUAACACUAACCUACUUUCUGUGGUUUGGGGGUCCAUCUCCUUCCCUUUGGUGUCAGUUAGGGUGGAUACUUAAGGACUAGUCUGGAAUACUGUCAUAGCUUGUAUGGCUGUUGGGGGGGUCUCAUACUUUCCUCUCCCUCAUUUUUGACUGUAGAGACCACAUAAUGGCCAGCUUCCACUUUAUUUCCUGGCUGUGCUGUAGCUUUAGCCUUUACCUGUCCACAGAAUUGCAGCAGCAACUUACAGGGAAUUCUUUUUAUCUCUCUGUAUUGCUUCC